Morus notabilis is the source of this 1935-nucleotide messenger RNA. RefSeq lists its product as uncharacterized. Gene Ontology annotation, cellular component: Golgi apparatus. Lineage: Eukaryota; Viridiplantae; Streptophyta; Magnoliopsida; Rosales; Moraceae. The record is from RefSeq and is a predicted model, not a curated record. The transcript has 2 exons. Bases 174 to 1856 code for a protein of 560 amino acids.
CCAAUCUCAAAAGGAGAGAGAACACAGUUAAACUUAAAACUCAAUCCGAACUCGCAUUUCCGACACACAAAAAAUAAAAAAUAAAAAAGCCCAUCAGAUCAUCAACACUGCUAUCUUCCGAAGUUCACUCCAUUUUCUCGGAGGAGAGAGAGUUUUCUCGGGAAAGCUUUCCCAUGAAAGAGGCGAGCACGAGCGAGGUGCCCCUGGGGCAAAACCUGAUAAAGCUUAUAAGCAACCUCUGCUUCUCGGCCUUCGUCUUCUCCGUCCUCAUAUUCACUGUCAUCGCCAUAACCUACCAGCCUCCAGAUCCAUGGCUGGAGUCCGCCCCAGCCCUAACCAAGCUCUUCACUCAGACCGAGAACGCCACCUUCAAAACCGACGACUCCAUCCUCAAAACCGGCGAGGAUUUGGUCGCCGUCGCUGCCAUUUCGCCGGCGAUCCCCCCGGCGGCGAUUUCGAACCCUAUAACGGAACUCGUGAUCGAGAAAUCUGAAGCCCUAAUCAACGAUUCGGGGACGCGGCAAUUGAGCUGCGAGGAUCUGGAGAAGGUGAAUUGCUCGGAUCCCAGGGCUCUGAUCGCGAUCGAGAGGUUUAAUCUUAGGGUUUUCAAGUCGAUUGUUUUCCUCGAGUAUCAAUCUCCUGUUAACGGUUCGAAACCGGACGAAUGCGAUGUCUCGUGGAGGUUUCGGAACAAGAAGGAGAAAUCGUGGAGGAAGUACAGGGAUUUCCGGAGGUUUAAGCUCGGAUUCGGUGAGAAUUGUAAUUACAGAGUGCUUCACGCCGGGGGUUGGCAUUCUGGCGUCAAUGCCCGUCGAUUUCGGACGAGAUUCAGCAAUUCGACGGCGGCUCGGGCAGGAAAACUAGCUCCUCCGGUGGUUCGGGACGAGGAGAUAAACGACACGAUCCCGACCUUGGGAUCGGAGACGAACUUCAGGAAAGGAAGGUACUUGUAUUACUCUCGUGGUGGUGAUUAUUGCAAAGGAAUGAACCAUUACAUGUGGAGUUUCUUGUGUGGUUUAGGUGAAGCUAUGUACUUGAAUAGGACUUUUGUUAUGGAUUUUAGUGUGUGCUUGGCUUCAACUUAUAACCCUAGUAGAAAAGACGAGGAGGGAAAGGAUUUUCGAUACUACUUUGAUUUCGAACAUCUUAAGGAAUUUGCGUCUGUGGUUGAGGAGGGUGAGUUUUUGAGAGAUUGGAAGAAAUGGGAUCGUGGGCACAGGAGGAAAGUGCCUUUUUGGAAGGUUGCGAGUCAUAAGGUGACUCCUAUGCAGCUAAGGAAAGAUAAGAGUACGAUUAUAUGGCGGCAAUUCGAUGCCCCGGAGCCAGAGAACUACUGGUAUAGAGUUUGUGAAGGGCAGGCUGCUAAGUACGUACAGAGACCUUGGCAUGCCUUGUGGAAAUCCAAGAGGUUGAUGAACAUUGUCACGGCGAUUAGCGGUCAUAUGGACUGGGAUUUCGACGCGGUUCACGUGGUUCGCGGUGAGAAGGCGCAGAACAAGGAGCUCUGGCCGCACUUGGACUAUGACACUUCGCCCGACAUGAUUCUUGAGAAGCUUAAAGGGUUGGUUCAGCCAUGGAGGCAUCUGUAUAUAGCUACCAACGAACCAUUCUAUAACUAUUUUGAUAAGUUGAGGUCUCAGUAUAAGGUUCAUUUGCUCGAUGAUUACAAGGAGUUAUGGGGGAAUACAAGCGAGUGGUACAAUGAGACCAUGAAUUUGAAUAAUGGAAUACCUGUGGAGUUUGAUGGGUACAUGAGAGUUGCUGUUGAUACUGAGGUUCUUUACAGGGCAAAGACACGGGUCGAAACGUUCUAUAAUUUGACUAAGGAUUGCAAGGAUGGAGUCAAUACAUGCUGAUCAGAAUAUCAGAAAAGAACUGCAAAUCAAGCAAGUUUUCUUGGGGUAAACACAUCAAGCAAGUUUUCACGGGGUAAAC